AUAAAAAAAAAAUAAAAAAAAAAAUACAUAACUAGCGAUCGCCGACUGACUCCGCCCAUGUCCAGUCAUAUGGUCAUGACGUCACCAAAGGUCCUGCAGUCUUACUGUAUCAAAGAGAGCAGACUGACGGCUGCAUGUGAAGAAGAAGUGGGAAGAGUAUUAAGUGAGAAUGAAUUGCCGCUCCGAGGUGCUGGAAGUCUCUGUGGAGGGUCGUCAGGUGGAGGAAGCGAUGCUGGCCGUCCUGCACACUAUACUUCUUCACAGGAGCACGGGAAAGUUCCACUACAAGAAGGAAGGGACCUAUUCUAUUGGCACUGUGGGAACACAAGACAUAGACUGUGACUUCAUAGAAUUUACAUAUGUCAGGGUGUCAUCAGAAGAGCUGGACAGAGCCCUGCGCAAAGCAGUGAAUGAGUUCAAGGAUGCAUUGAGGAAUUCUGGAAGUGAUGGUAUUGGUCAGGUGUCUCUAGAAUUCUAUCAGAAGAAAAAGUCCCGCUGGCCUUUCUCAGAUGAGUGCAUCCCAUGGGAGGUCUGGACCAUCAAAGUUAACAUUGUGUCUCUGGCUACUGAACAGGAGCGGCAAAUCUGCAGGGAAAAAGUCGGAGAGAAACUUGGGGAGAAGAUUAUUAACGUUGUGGAGGUGAUGAACAGACACGAGUAUCUGCCAAAAAUGCCAACACAGUCAGAGGUGGACAAUGUGUUUGAUACAAGCCUUAAGGAUGUGCAGCCCUAUUUGUACAAAAUCUCUUAUCAGAUCACUGACUCUCUAGGGACAUCCGUCACCACUACAAUGCGGAGACUGAUCAAAGACACGUUGGCUUUGUAACCGCACAUACUGCUGCUUUUGUAUUUAGAGAAUGGACUCAAAUCAUUUUAUGCCCAUCAAGUACAACCAUGUCAUAAAUCAGUAUAGUGUCCUAUGUAUAUAUUUCACUGUAAAGUUCUGUAAUUCUUAAAAUAAUAAACACAAUCCUGUACAGAAUAUUGGAUUUCAAUGC
Hyla sarda is the source of this 998-nucleotide messenger RNA. RefSeq names its product autophagy related 101 (gene ATG101). Bases 170 to 826 code for a protein of 218 amino acids. Lineage: Eukaryota; Metazoa; Chordata; Amphibia; Anura; Hylidae. Gene Ontology annotation, cellular component: phagophore assembly site. The record is from RefSeq and is a predicted model, not a curated record. The transcript is spliced from 3 exons. Gene Ontology annotation, biological process: autophagosome assembly; autophagy.